Salvelinus namaycush (lake trout) is the source of this 2671-nucleotide messenger RNA. Its product is annotated as glucagon receptor-like. Gene Ontology annotation, molecular function: gastric inhibitory peptide receptor activity; glucagon receptor activity; peptide hormone binding. The record is from RefSeq and is a predicted model, not a curated record. The coding region runs from base 487 to 2124 and encodes 545 amino acids. NCBI's taxonomy places the organism in Eukaryota, Metazoa, Chordata, Actinopteri, Salmoniformes, Salmonidae. Gene Ontology annotation, biological process: adenylate cyclase-activating G protein-coupled receptor signaling pathway; cell surface receptor signaling pathway. Gene Ontology annotation, cellular component: plasma membrane. The transcript has 13 exons.
UGUGUGUGUGUGUGUGUGUGUGUGUUUGUGUGUGUGUUUGUGUGUGUGUGUGUGUGUGUGUGUGUUAGUACCAACGGUCCUCAGAAGAAUAGUAAAGCAGCUACAAUUCAGAGAAGGGAGGACAGUUUGCCAGUCCUCACUAUUUUAGGUUUAAGGGUUAGGUUUAGGGUUAGGGGUUAGGCUUAGGGGUUAGGUUUAAGGUUAGGGUUAGGUUUAAGGUUUGGGUUAGGGGUUAGGUUUAAGGUUAGGGUUAGGUUUAGGGUUAGAAGUUAGGGAAAAUAUAAUUUGGAAUGGGAAUCAAUUGUUGGGUCCCCAAAAAGUCCUCACAAAUAUAGUAAGACAUAUCUGUGUGUUAGUGUGACUCCUCUCCCUCUGUGUGUCACCAGGUAGAGUGGUCCCCAGUUAAAGCCCUCCUAUGAGGUGAGGUUAAGGUGACCCCUGACCCCGCUCACACAGCGCCCCUCCACCAGGCAGCAGGACUAAGGGAUGUCACGGGGCUUCCUGCUGCUCACGCUGCUCACGGUCUUCUCCAGCAUCCAAGUGUCCCCAGCUAAGCCAUUAAAGGCGUUGAUGCAGAGAUGGGUGAUGUACACGGAGGAGUGUAGCCGCAAUAACAGCAGAGAACCGCCGCUCACUGGUGUUGUGUGUAACAGGACCUUUGACAUGUAUGCCUGCUGGCCCGAUGGACUCCCCAACACUACUGUCAGUGUGUCCUGUCCCUGGUACCUGCCCUGGCACCACAAAGUCCAGCAUGGUUCGGUGUACAGGGAGUGUGACGCGGACGGCCAGUGGGUUCCCCAGAAGAACACUAGCGAGUGUGAUGCUAAUGAUCCUGCUCAGCCUCACUAUGGUCAGAUCCUCAAGAAGUUCCGGACCAUGUACACUGUGGGCUACUCUCUGUCUCUGGGGGCUCUGGUGUUAGCGCUCGGAAUCCUGAUCACUUUCAGGAAGCUCCACUGUAUGAGGAACAACAUCCACAUGAACCUGUUUGCAUCCUUCAUCCUGCGUGCUCUGUCCAUCCUGAUAAAGGACGCCAUGUUGGAGGUGCCCAGCGUCAACAUCGGACAGGACCAGGACAUUACACACUAUGAGGUGGAGUGGCUCGUCAACAACCAGACGGCGGUGGGGUGUCGUAUCGCCGUGGUGAUGAUGCAGUACAGUAUCAUGGCUAACAGCUAUUGGCUGCUGGUGGAAGGCAUCUACCUCCACAACCUGCUGGUCAUCACCGUGUUCACUGAGAGAAACUACUUCAACAUCUACCUGUGUAUCGGCUGGGGUGCCCCUCUGAUCUUCCUGGUGCCCUGGGUGAUGGUGAAAUACCUGUAUGAAAAUGAGGAGUGCUGGGAGCAGAAUAUCAACAUGCAGUACUGGUGGAUCAUACGGUCACCUAUACUGCUAGCAGUUGUGAUUAACUUCCUGAUCUUCAUCCACAUAAUAAAGAUCCUGGUGUCCAAACUGAGGGCUCACCAGAUGAGAUACUCCGACUACAAGUUCCGGUUGGCUAAGUCUACCCUAACCCUGAUCCCUCUACUAGGGAUCCACUUGGUGGUGUUUGUCUUCGUGACAGAUGAGUCCACCGAGGCCACCAUCGCCCUGCGUCUCACCAAACUCUUCAUCGACCUCUUCUUCACCUCCUUCCAGGGUCUGCUGGUAGCUAUCUUAUACUGCUUUGUCAACAAAGAGGUUCAGUCAGAGAUCCUGAAGAAGUGGAAGCGUUGGAAGCUGGGUCGUAACAUCGAGGAGGAGUACCGACACACCUAUAGCCAGACGCCCCACCUCAACACUAAGAGCAGCAGCCUGCUGGGUCACAACCCCUCGCACCCCUCCUCCCUGCUCCUCCACCCCCACCUCCCCGACAUCACCACCUCCUCCCCUGCUCCCCUUGGCCGGGGCCCGGGCUGCUCCCCAGAGGAGAAGCACCUCCUGGUGGUGAGCUGUCAGAAUGGCAUGGGGCGGAGCAGGAAGAACACGGGGUCGUCCAUGCAGUUCCCCUCCCUACCACGUGAGGGAACCAUCAGCUGUAGUCACACACUGUUAGAGGAUAAUAUGGAGGAAAUCUGCUUGACGGACAGGGUGUCAGAGUGUUACGAGGCUCCUAGAGGAAAUGCAGAGAGCCAACUCUGAGACUGGAGAGGACGGGGAAGAUUAAUGACGUAACACCCUGGUAACUACAGCAGAGACUGGAGAGGACGGGGAAGAUUAAUGACGUAACACCCUGGUAACUACAGCAGAGACUGGAGAGGACGGGGAAGAUUAAUGACGUAACACCCUGGUAACUACAGCAGAGACUGGAGAGGACGGGGAAGAUUAAUGACGUAACACCCUGGUAACACUCUGGAGCUGGGCAGUGUGUUUCAGGAGAGGUGUGUUUCUCAAUGGCCGUCACCCUGGACCAAUGUUAAUGAGCGAGAUGUCCUUGACAGACCCAGGACCAGUGUGUGUCUCAAUGUUCGUAUCGUCACCUUGAAACAGUGUUAGUGGGAGAGAGAGACACCUACUCGACCCUCUCCAAUCCACAGCCAAAUGAGAGAAAGGCAGGACAAGCUAGACCUCCCAUGUUGGACCCCUCUGACCCAGACCAGACCUCCUAUGUUGGAACCCUCUGACCCAGACCAGACCUCCCAUGUUGGACCCCUCUGACCCAGACCAGACCUCCCAUGUUGGAACCCUC